UCACGUCCGUGUAGAACAAGAAUAGUUGGUAACCACACCGAUAGAGAAACCGUGAGCCGUUAGCUUAGCCUGGUUCUGGCGUUUUCCGCCCAAACUUCCUGAAAUACAGCAUAAAACUCACAUUCAACAUAGUGACGGGUCACAAGACAUAGAACGGAAAGCGGGUUCUGAAGCGAAGACACCGGUUUUGUCCCAAACUCGGCGCCGACGUAGUUUUAGCUCGAGGCUAACUACGCUAACGGAGUAGAAGAAAAGGGCCGUCAGCACGGAGUUGACCUCGGUCUGAUAUUUUUCUUCAACGGGUAGCGUCUCUUCAUUCUGGCAUAUUUUGGGUUUCCUUAAUCGGGACACGUUUAAUUGAACCACACGACAUCACAGAGAACGGAAUGGCACUAAAAAGGAUUCACAAGGAACUUAAUGAUCUGUCCCGUGACCCUCCAUCACAGUGCUCAGCCGGCCCAGUCGGUGAUGACAUGUUUCACUGGCAGGCCACCAUCAUGGGCCCUAAUGACAGUCCAUAUCAGGGAGGUGUUUUCUUUUUGACUAUUCAUUUUCCAACAGACUAUCCCUUCAAACCUCCCAAGGUGGCGUUCACAACAAAAAUUUACCAUCCAAACAUUAACAGUAACGGCAGUAUCUGUUUGGACAUUCUCAGAUCUCAGUGGUCUCCAGCACUUACUAUUUCUAAAGUUCUACUCUCCAUUUGCUCACUCUUAUGUGACCCAAACCCCGACGACCCACUAGUGCCAGAGAUUGCACGAAUCUACAAAACAGAUGGUCAGAAAUACACCAAAACAGCAAAAGAAUGGACAAUAAAAUACGCAAUGUGAUGUAAUUGUUUUGGGGGGAGGACUGGUAGAUGUCGCUGAUAACAACUUAAACUCCAGGAUUUUUUUUCCCUGCUUUUUUUUUGUUUGUUUGUUUUUGUUUUUUUUGUUAAUCAGAUAAUUUUAUCCUUUCUGCCUCUUGAUUUUUUUUUAUUUUUUUUUUCUUCUCUCCACCUACGUGCUCAUAAGAAGAUGGUGUAGGACACUCACUUUGUUCCUGUCACUUUUGAAAAGACAAAUCAUCAUGGUUCUGAGCACUUGAUCUGAGCAUGUACCACUUGAGAAUAUGUUUUUCAGUCCAGGUUUAGGUCAUUGUUGGUCCAUUACCUCUACACACACUUGGUAGAAUUUGAUUCCUCUGAGUCUCCUGAACAGAACUUUAGUAUGUGAUAUUGCAGGCUGGCUCAGCUCGAUUCAUUGGAUACUAGUUUUGGUAAAUUCUGCCUUUAAAAGUUUCCGAUUAACAAGAAUCAGCCUGAACGCAGUAUAAUCUGGAAACCCUUUAAACAGGUUUGGGGGGUUGGAUUCUCUCCUGAACUGCAGUGAUGUCACAUUUUCUUCUGAUCUUAUUCUGCUCUUAAAGUGUGUGUACAGGAAAGCACAAUGGUAUCUAUGUUGAGGAAAGCAAAAUAUAAAUAAGUUUAAUGUUGUAUUUUAUGCAUGUUUAAUAAAGGUAGGCUGUUUGUCUGUUUCUGACAUGUCACGUGGCCUGUGAGGCUGAGCAGGUGAAGAAGUUUUUGUUGCCCUCAGAGUCUUUUUGGUUUCUCUGGUUUUUAGACGUCACUAGAAAGGCCCAUCAUUUUAUGCCCACUUGAACACUGUCUUCUUGUAGCCCUGACAUUGACGCAAAAGCUCUAAUGGUUGAUACUCAACUUGUGGCCCUGUUUACUUUGAGUUUUCCCUUCAAUAAAGUUACUUAAACUAUAAA
Molecule: messenger RNA, 1755 nt
Organism: Cynoglossus semilaevis (tongue sole)
Lineage: Eukaryota; Metazoa; Chordata; Actinopteri; Pleuronectiformes; Cynoglossidae
Product: ubiquitin-conjugating enzyme E2 D2
Exons: 7
Coding region: 387-830 (147 amino acids)
Source: RefSeq, a predicted model, not a curated record